This is a messenger RNA of Ceratina calcarata, 1129 nucleotides long. RefSeq names its product nucleolar protein of 40 kDa. The coding region runs from base 124 to 903 and encodes 259 amino acids. The record is from RefSeq and is a predicted model, not a curated record. Gene Ontology annotation, biological process: RNA stabilization. Lineage: Eukaryota; Metazoa; Arthropoda; Insecta; Hymenoptera; Apidae. The transcript has 2 exons. Gene Ontology annotation, molecular function: zinc ion binding; RNA binding.
AGUGAACAUUGUUGACAAACCUAACCAUCGACUCAAGCCUGCCUAACGCUUAUUUAUUAAUAUUAUCGCCAAUAUUGAACAACGAAUUGCUAUAUAAGUUCGAAAAUUUCUGUCGAAAUAAGAAUGACGGGAUGUAAGUUGAAUCAACUAUUUCUCGGCGAAGUUGCAUCGAUACAAAAUUACGGAGCUUUCGUUAGAAUUCCCGGUUGCUCUUCUCAAGGUUUAAUACACAAAUCACAGGUAAGCUCUGCUCAUGUUGAUGAUGUUGCAGAAGUUUUACAAAAAGGAGAACGUGUGUGGUGUAAAGUUAUUUCUAUUGGAGAUGAUGGUAAAAUAGGGUUGUCUAUGAAAUAUGUAAAUCAGGGAAAUGGUAUGGACUUAGAUCCAAAUGGAGUACAAUGGCAAAGAGAUAUGCAAAGAAAGAAAACUAUUGAGAGGCACGAACGUAAAGCUAUACAUUUAGAAGCGGUGCUUAAUACUACAUGCACGAAAUGUGGUAUUGCUGGUCAUUUGUCGAAAGAUUGUUUUAUGGGUCCUGAUGGAAAGAAGUAUGAAUUGAUCCCAGAGAUUGAAGAAGUUGCUGUUGAAACACAAAUUGAUACAAGUAAGAAGGAGAGCAAACAUAAAGAAAAGAAAUUAAAGAAGAAAAAGAAAGCAAAGAAAGCUAAACGCAAUUCAGAUGAGAGCGAUUCCGACGACAAGAUAGCCAAAAAGAAGAAAAAGAAAUAUUCCAAGGAUCAAAAGAAAAAAAAGAAGAAGUAUGAUAGUUCUUCUAGUAGUAAUAGUUCGAGCGACAGUUUUUCUAGUCAUGACAUGAAAGCUCAUAAGAGGAAGCAUUCAGGAAGUUCAGACAAACAUUCGAAGAAAUGUAAACAUUCAAGAAGUAGACAUGCUGACGAAUAAAAUAUUCAUUAAAGUUCACUACUAUGAAAGACUUCUUCAUAACAUAUACACGUUACAUGCGAUCGUACUCACAGGCGUUAAAUAUUUGUACGUUAAAUGAACAUUUUCCGCAAGAACAUCAGCUGCUAAAUCAUAAUAUUGGUAUUUGCAGUAUAACAGUAAUAAAUUUGCGAAAGUUUCUGGUGGAAACGGAUUUUGUUGUAAUAAAAAUUGAAGUUUUUCAAAU